Penicillium argentinense is the source of this 684-nucleotide messenger RNA. RefSeq lists its product as uncharacterized. Lineage: Eukaryota; Fungi; Ascomycota; Eurotiomycetes; Eurotiales; Aspergillaceae. The transcript has a single exon. Bases 1 to 684 code for a protein of 227 amino acids. The record is from RefSeq and is a predicted model, not a curated record.
AUGGCUUCGGCUCUAAAUCGGUCCGACUCAAUCGAGUCUGCCCAUCCCUCGGGUCUAGGAGAGCAAGGCCCCUCCCGCAUCUACCAAAUCUCCAGACCCGCUUUCCACCGACACUAUGAGGUCAAAUCUGCAGACGACCAGGUCUUGUUCUACGGGAAGAUCUCUACGUUCACACAUAAAAAGCCCGAUGUGACUAUACAUGCAGGCGACAGUGAACAUACCGCAGUCAUGGCAGCUUGUAAAUUCAUCAAGCUCUCAGGCGACUUCAAACUGGCCAUCGGCGACCCGAUAGAUGAGAAUAAUGUUGUGUGGGAAGAUAUGACCAAGGAAUCCGCCAUACAUUCGAAAUACCGGUUUGAGAUGACCGUGCCCAACAAGCAACAGACCGGUAACCGCGAAAGACGUGGCUUCCUCUGGAAGCGAACUCGCCAUGUCGCCGUUGACGGAGAAAGUGCUCCUAUCUUGGGUUCGCGCAGCUUCAAACUGGUCGAUGAGAGUACCGGACAAGUCUUGGCUGUCUUCACUCGCGAAAUAUCAUUCAACAAAUGCGGGAAACUUCAAAUCAAAGCAGAAUAUGGCGAAGCAUUCGAGAAAAUGGUCGUGAUCUCUUUGCUCGGCUUGUAUGAGAGGGCAAGACGGCGCAACAAUUCCGCAGCCGCAGGUGGAGGCGGCGGCGGAGGAUGA